AUGUUGUCUUGGUCGACCUUCCUCGCAACCGGGCUCGCCGCCUCGGGAGCUUACUCCGCACCCGUUGAGGUGGCCCGGCGGGCGACACCGACGGUCUACCUCGCCGGAGACAGCACCAUGGCUAAGACUAGCGGUGCUCUCAUGGGCUGGGGCGAGUAUCUCUCCAAGUACAUCACGCUGCCCGUGGUGAACAAGGCCAUUUCGGGGCGGUCGGCGCGCAGCUACACCAACGAAGGGCGGUUCAGCGAGAUCGAGAAGCUGGUGCAGCGCGACGACAUCGUCGUCAUCGAAUUCGGGCACAACGACGGCGGGUCGCCCAACUCGGCGUCGGACAACGGUCGUAGCGACUGCCCUGGCACGGGCAACGAGGUGUGCAAGUCGGGCAAGACGGGCGAGACGGUCUACACCUUCAACCACUACGUCGAGACAGCUGCGCGCAGCUACAUCGCCAAGGGCGCCAAGGUCAUCGUUAGCAGCCAGACGCCCAACAACCUGUUCGAGGGCGGCACCUUCAUUCCCGGCGCGCCGCGGUUUGUGGGCUACGCAGCGCUCGCGGCCAAGAACGUUGGGAACGGAGCCAGCUUCCUCGACCAUUUCCAGGCUGUGGCCAACAUGUUCCUGAAGCUGGGCAGCGCAAAGACCAACGCGCUGUUCCCGCAGGACCACACGCACACCAGCCCCGCCGGUGCAGACCUCGUUGCUCAGGCUUUCGUGCAGGCGAUCGGGAGGGACUUUAACGGGACGACGCCGCUUAAGGGGUUCCUGAAGAGCCCGGUGCCGGUGGUGUGGUAA
Chaetomium globosum CBS 148.51 is the source of this 792-nucleotide messenger RNA. RefSeq lists its product as uncharacterized. The record is from RefSeq and is a predicted model, not a curated record. The coding region runs from base 1 to 792 and encodes 263 amino acids. The transcript is spliced from 2 exons. Gene Ontology annotation, molecular function: hydrolase activity, acting on ester bonds. Lineage: Eukaryota; Fungi; Ascomycota; Sordariomycetes; Sordariales; Chaetomiaceae.